Messenger RNA from Necator americanus (New World hookworm), 201 nucleotides. RefSeq lists its product as uncharacterized. NCBI's taxonomy places the organism in Eukaryota, Metazoa, Nematoda, Chromadorea, Rhabditida, Ancylostomatidae. Bases 1 to 201 code for a protein of 66 amino acids. The record is from RefSeq and is a predicted model, not a curated record. The transcript has a single exon.
AUGGUAUUGCUCACAUCACAAUCGUCAGUCUAUGCUGCGUUCGAGGCUCUGUGUUGCUUGCAGAGGUGCAUUGGCGGAGACUUUGGUGUGAAUCGAGGUGACAUCGAAGGAAUCAUGACACCAUCUCCGUCAAGGCGCGCUUUCCGCAGAUGCUCAGUGAACAUGUUUGUUCGAGAGACCGGCGAGGACUCAUUGGAGUAG